AUGUUAAAUUUAUCUAAUUUAUGGUUUGCAUGGAGUAAAUAAAACAAAUUGAAGGAUCGUUAUGAAAUAGAUGGAAGAAAAUCAUUAGGUCCUUCAAAAUAUGGUCUGGUGAUUAAAUACAAAGAGAAAAAAAAGGAUGGUUAAAUUCGAACUGUUAGAGUUGUGCCAAAAACUAAAGUUAUCAAUCAUUCUAGAUUCAAAUAGGAAAUUAACUAAAUGCGAUAUUUAAAUCAUGAAAAUAUUACGAGGUUGAUUGAAUUAUUUGAGGAUGAUAAAAACCUUUAUUUUGUUUUAGAAUAUUGUGAUGGAGGAUCAUUGUUUGAAAAGAUUUUAUUGAGAUAUUAUCUUAAAUAAAGCGAGGCAAGAUAUCUAUUUUAAUAAAUCAUAAAUUCUCUCAAUAUUGCACAUAGGUCUGCAAUUUGUUAAAGGGAUUUAAGACCUGAAUCAUUCCAUUUCAUUAAUAGAGAUAUAAAUAAUCUUGAUAUCAAAUUAAUCGAUCUUGGAUUUUAACUCAUAUAUGUUGAUGAUUAUCUCAAGAAAUCAAAUAAUCAAAUUAUUGAAACCUCUCGAUAAGGAAAAUUAUAUUUUACAGCUCCAGAAAUAUUUAAUGGAAAAUUGACAGAGAAGAGUGAAAUAUGGGCAUCCGGAGUCAUUUUGCAUGUACUGCUUACAGGUGAAUUGCCUUUUGAUGGAAAAGAUGAGAAUGAAAUUUAUAAGAAUAUUCAAGAUAAUAAAAUUCAAAUAAAAACAAAAGGAAUUGUCUCUGAUCUCAUUGAAAAAAUCUUAAAACCACAAGAUAAAAGAUACGAAAUAUUUUAGAUUUAAAAACAUUUAUGGAUGAAUUAAUAAUUUUCUGAAGAGGAAGAAACUUUGGACUUAAACUUUUCCAAGUUAAAAUUGCUUACUCAAAAUAAUUUUCUCUAAAAAAUUAUGAGGGGGUAUGUUGCUGAUUAAGUCAAAUAAGGAUUUGCUGACAAUCUAAGAAUAAUCUUUGAUUAAUUAGACACUACAGGUAGUGGAUUUAUCAAAAUUGAUUUAAUUUAAAAAUCCCUUGAAAAACAUCAAGAAUAUGAAGAAAUUCUUAAGUUACUUAAAUAUAUUUAGACUGAAGAUGGAACCAUUAAUUAUUUAGAUUUUAUGAAUUAGAUAUUAGAAAAAAGGGUAUUUGUGGAUGAAGAAAGAAUAUAUAAAACCUUUAAAAUGUUUGAUUUGAAUAACAAAGGCAAAAUUUCCAAUGAAAACUUAUGGGAAAUUUUAUCUAAGCUAGAGAAUUAUAAGUACAUCACUAAGGAAUAUUGCUCCUUAUUAAUUAGUGAAGUUGAUAGAGAUUACGAUGGAGAAAUUGAAUAUUUAGAAUUUAUUGAUAUGUUUUUUAAAAGAGUUUGA
Molecule: messenger RNA, 1386 nt
Organism: Paramecium tetraurelia
Lineage: Eukaryota; Ciliophora; Oligohymenophorea; Peniculida; Parameciidae
Exons: 8
Biological process (GO): protein phosphorylation; intracellular signal transduction
Cellular component (GO): cytoplasm
Molecular function (GO): protein serine/threonine kinase activity; ATP binding; calcium ion binding
Source: RefSeq, a predicted model, not a curated record